UCUUUUAGCUUAUCUCAUUAAACCUUUGACAUAAAUGCUCAAUCUUUAGGGUUUAGUCUCCUCUUUCGGCAUUCCCAGACCUGAAGAAGCCAAUGCAGUUAGUGCUUUUGGGAGGUUUAUCUUCCGCUUUCACACCAGUUAAAGCACCAAUAAAAAUGGCAGCUUCCACUUCCCUCUCGCUUUUUCCGUACAGAUUCUGUUACAGACCAAGCCCUAUAAAUCGUUACAUUUCUUGCUCCGUCGGCUUUCCUACUCCCAUAGGUACACGAAGAACUAAAAUUCCACUUAAAAGUUCAGGAAGAUUAGAUGGGGCUAGAAAAAGUAUGGAAGAUUCUGUCCAACGCAAGAUGGAGCAGUUUUAUGAAGGAACUGCUGGGCCACCGCUUCGAGUCCUUCCGAUUGGUGGCUUGGGUGAAAUCGGAAUGAAUUGCAUGCUUCUUGGGCAUUAUGACCGCUAUAUUAUAAUUGAUGCCGGUGUUAUGUUUCCAGACUAUGAUGAGCUUGGAGUCCAAAAGAUUAUACCUGAUACAACAUUUAUUAAGAAAUGGAGCCACAAAAUUGAAGCAGUUGUGAUAACACAUGGCCAUGAAGAUCACAUUGGUGCGUUGCCUUGGGUUAUCCCAGCAUUGGAUCCCCAUACUCCCAUAUAUGCAUCAUCCUUUACAAUGGAGCUGAUUAAAAAGCGUUUGAAGGAGAAUGGGAUUUUUGUACCAUCUAGGCUUAAAGUAUUUAAAAUCAGGAGGAGAUUUAUGGCUGGGCCAUUUGAAAUAGAGCCUCUCAGAGUAACCCAUUCAAUUCCUGAUUGUUGUGGAUUAGUUCUUCGCUGUGCCGAUGGUACAAUUCUUCACACUGGGGACUGGAAGAUUGAUGAAUCACCACUGGAUGGGAAGAAUUUUGACCGAAAGUGUUUAGAGGAACUCUCUAAGGAAGGAGUAACACUGAUGAUGAGUGACUCGACCAAUGUAUUGUCACCUGGAAGGACAAUUAGCGAAACUGCAGUAGCAGAUGCAUUGUUGAGGCAUAUUUCAGGUGCUAAAGGAAGGAUCAUUACUACUCAGUUUGCAUCAAACAUACACCGGCUUGGAAGUGUAAAGGCUGCGGCAGAUUUAACGGGUAGAAAAUUGGUAUUUGUUGGCAUGUCACUGAGGACGUAUCUGGAUGCAGCUUGGAAGGAUGGAAAAGCACCAAUUGAUCCAUCAACUCUGGUGAAAGCAGAAGAUAUUGAUGCCUAUGCUCCAAAGGAUUUGAUAAUUGUCACAACUGGAUCACAAGCAGAGCCACGUGCUGCCUUGAAUCUUGCAUCGUAUGGAAGUAGUCAUUCCUUCAAACUGAACAAGGAAGAUGUGAUUCUCUAUUCAGCUAAGGUAAUCCCUGGUAAUGAAUCUCGGGUGAUGAAGAUGCUAAACCGAAUAUCAGAGAUUGGAUCAAAUAUAGUGAUGGGUAAGAAUGAGGGGCUGCAUACUUCUGGUCAUGCGUACCGUGGAGAACUAGAGGAAGUACUUCAAAUUGUAAAGCCACAACAUUUUCUACCCAUACAUGGAGAGCUCUUGUUCCUAAAAGAGCAUGAGCUACUUGGGAAAUCAACGGGUAUUCGACACACCACUGUUAUAAAGAAUGGAGAGAUGCUUGGGGUUUCUCAUUUGAGGAAUAGAAGAGUUCUUUCUAACGGUUUCAGUUCCCUUGGGAAGGAGAAUUUGCAGCUAAUGUACAGUGAUGGUGAUAAAGCAUUUGGAACAUCAACUGAACUUUGUGUUGAUGAGAGGCUAAGAAUUGCAUCUGAUGGUAUUAUAGUGGUCAGCAUGGAAAUUUUACGCCCCCAAAAGGAAGAUGGCAUAGUUGAAAAUAGAUUAAAAGGGAGGAUAAGAAUCACUACACGCUGCUUAUGGCUAGACAAGGGGAAGCUUUUAGAUACACUCCAUAAAGCUGCUCAUGCGGCACUGUCAAGCUGUCCUGUGAAUUGUCCUCUACCUCACAUGGAAAGAACUGUUUCAGAGGUAUUGAGGAAGACAGUAAGGAAGUAUAGUGGUAAGAGGCCUGAAGUCAUUGCCAUUGCAUCAGAGAACCCAGCAGGAGUUCUCUCUGAAGAGCUGAAUGAAAGGCUAUCUGGUAAUUCCAAUGUUGGUUUUGAGUUGCCAACAUUGAGAGACAUGGUAGAUGAGCAUCCAAAAAGGGGAUCACCAAACAAGAUAAAAGCAGAAGAAGAUGACAGUACGUUGCAUGUAGAGGAUGCCUCGGAACAAAAUUUGAUAGCAGAUGGUGAUGGUGAAGUCGACAGGUUCUUACCCGAGGACGACGCCAGUACAUCAAGUCCUGACCGUGCAGAAAGUCAUACACUCAAUAAUGAUGAUUCUGAUGAAUUUUGGAUAUCAUUCAUCAAAUCAUCGUCACCUGUUGACAAUUUAGAAAAAGAUAAUGUGUUGGUCCAAAAGGAGGAACACGAGCCAGAACUUGAGAGUGAUGGCACUGCUAGCAGUGGUGAUAAGCCGGAAAAACCUAGCUCUCAACUAAAGUCAUCAAAGCCUAAGAGGAACAAAUGGAAACCUGAAGAGGUUAAGAAGCUGAUUAAACUACGGGGGGAUUUGCAUAUCAGAUUUCAAGCUGUGAAGGGGAGAAUGGCCCUCUGGGAGGAAAUAUCUACAAGCUUGUUGGAAGAAGGAAUUAGUCGAAGCCCUGCACAGUGUAAAUCUCUAUGGGCAUCCCUGGUUCAGAAAUAUGAGGAAAACAAGAAUGAGAAGAAAAGUCGUAAGAGUUGGCCCUAUUUUGAGGACAUGAAUAGGGUUUUAAGUGAUUUUGAGGGACAACCACAAAAUGACUGAAGUGUGGAG
Molecule: messenger RNA, 2825 nt
Organism: Hibiscus syriacus
Lineage: Eukaryota; Viridiplantae; Streptophyta; Magnoliopsida; Malvales; Malvaceae
Product: ribonuclease J-like
Exons: 17
Coding region: 93-2816 (907 amino acids)
Source: RefSeq, a predicted model, not a curated record